Molecule: messenger RNA, 1020 nt
Organism: Branchiostoma floridae (Florida lancelet)
Lineage: Eukaryota; Metazoa; Chordata; Leptocardii; Amphioxiformes; Branchiostomatidae
Exons: 4
Coding region: 30-806 (258 amino acids)
Source: RefSeq, a predicted model, not a curated record
CUACAUCAGUGAACUCUUCCAUAUCAACAAUGGCGGUAAAAGCGGAUUUUGCGAAGUUAGAUUCAAUAGAAAGUAGGAAAAGCGGCGGAGAAAACCUUUAUCUGAGACUCUACCAGGCUAAAAUGGCGCAGAAUCCUAGCGCGCAUAGAUUCUCUGAUCCCAGCCUGGUUCAGAAGGAAAGGGACGCCCUGACAAGGUGGAUCCGAGACUGCGACGAUCGCACUUCGCCGCUGAACUUACAACUUCUGUUUGCCUUCUCCGUCCCAAGUCGAGAGGCUUUAGAUUUUAUCGUCGGAUUGAAGCGACAAAUUAUAUCUGUCGGAGCGGGUGUGGGCUACUGGGAAUUUCUGCUUCAACAGAGAGGAUGUGACGUCCUAGCCUUCGAUUCUAACCAAGUCUAUCCAGAGGGCCUGCAUUACAUCAGUGUUAAAACAGGAGGACCUGAAGUAUUAGCGUCUCAUGGCGACCGAGCAUUGUUUUUGGCGUGGCCUGAUGCAGAUGAGUCUUCCAAGCUGUCUACCGAUUGUUUGAACCACUACAAGGGUGACGUCAUCAUCCACAUUGGAGAACUGUUCGGUGAGACUUUAUCGAGCGAUCCCUGGGGUCAGUCCACGUCUAAAGCGUUCCAGCUGACUCUCGGAGAACGGUUCCGUUGCGUGACUCGGAUGCAGCUUCCCAACUGGCCGGGUCACGCGGACACGCUAACUCUGUGGAGGAGAAUCCCCGUGGCCGUUGAUUGUGACGGAGCGUUGUUUCAUUACUUCGAUCUUCCACGGAAAAGAUAUUGGCCAGAGUGUUCUACAUAGUCCUGUUGCAAUAUCUAGAAGCGAAUCUACAACCCCACCUUAAACCGGAAAGGAGGACUUUGCGUAGAACUCUUCCAGGGCUUGAAAUACUUUUUUCUGCAUACCUGAACUGGUACAGGUAACAUUGGUAAUUACCUGCACCAGACAAAUUUUACACAAUGUACCUGCACCACUCUGAUUUUAUAAAGUAUGGAUCAUGAUCAUACUAAAGUUG